Messenger RNA from Pseudocercospora fijiensis CIRAD86, 1569 nucleotides. RefSeq lists its product as uncharacterized. Lineage: Eukaryota; Fungi; Ascomycota; Dothideomycetes; Mycosphaerellales; Mycosphaerellaceae. The record is from RefSeq and is a predicted model, not a curated record. The transcript has a single exon. The coding region runs from base 217 to 1527 and encodes 436 amino acids. Gene Ontology annotation, cellular component: extracellular region. Gene Ontology annotation, molecular function: RNA binding; ribonuclease T2 activity. Gene Ontology annotation, biological process: RNA catabolic process.
UCUGAUACAACCAAGCAAGGGGACGGUCACGCUUCACGAACGGAAGAUCAUCCGUCCAAAGUCACAAUGACAGGCCAAACGCCAGCCUCGGAAUGAAAUCUCACACUCCGAACGAGGUCGAUCUCUCGAUACUACUGCACCUCGACACCCUUACAUUCUUAGAUUUGCCUACAGUGCAUCGGAGACGAGUCUGAAACGGGAAGGUUGUAAUCAAAGAUGGAAGCAUAUAAUGAAGCGGCAAGCAACCUGCUGGCAGGGGGGAGCAUUGCUUCUGUCGCCGACACCAUGCCUUCAAUUCGAAACAUAGCCCUCUCAGGCCUCACAGCCGCUCAGUCCGUCCUAGGCUUCGGACUCACAAGCCCAGUCAUCAGAGCAGAUUCCCUAGCCUCAGCUUCAGCAACAUGUAACAGCCCACAACUCUCUUGCCAGAAUACUUCCGCAGUCUCCGAUCUCUGCUGCUUCAAUUCCCCGGGCGGCGCACUCCUUCAGACGCAAUUCUGGGACACAGACCCCGUCGUCGGACCCUCAGAUUCCUGGACAAUCCAUGGACUAUGGCCCGACAACUGCGAUGGCACCUACGAAGCCAAUUGCGACGAUAAACGCGCUUAUACCAACAUCACCGAUAUCCUCAACGCGGCUGGCAAACAGGAUCUUGUGUCGUAUAUGAACACGUACUGGCAAAGUAAUUCUGGAUCCGCCGAGACGUUUUGGGAACAUGAGUGGGGAAAGCACGGGACCUGUAUCUCGACUCUUGACCCAGACUGUUAUUCGGAUUACAAGCCUACGGAAGAAGUUCCGGACUUCUUCGAAAAGGUCGUGAGUUUGUUCAACGCUUUGCCUUCGUAUAAAUGGCUUGCGGAUGCCGGGAUCACGCCGGAUAGCAGCAGGACGUAUACUUUGGCCCAGAUCCAGAAUGCUGUGGCGAAGCAAUUUGGUGGGAAGAUUCCAUAUGUGGGUUGUGCUUCGGGCGCGAUGGAUGAGCUUUGGUAUUUCUAUAAUGUUAGGGGUUCGGUUCAGACGGGCGAGUUUGUGCCGGUGGAUACUUUGACCAAGUCGAAUUGUCCUAGUACGGGUAUCAAAUAUAAGCCCAAGAGUGGUGGUGGAGGAGGUGGAGGUGGAUCGACUACGACUACGACUGGAAGCGGAUCUCAGCCCACUAGCAACCCUGGCGACGCGUUCUCUGGAUCUGGAUAUUUGAAUGUGAUUUCCGGAGGUAGCCAGAAGGGUUGCAUUAUUUCGGCGGGCACUUGGUAUACGACUGGUACUUGCGCCACGAUUUCUGCCACGGCUUCUGGUGAUGGCUUCACUCUCAAGUCUUCCAAGGGCAGCUGCGGUUUGGUCUCAGGAGCAUUGACUUGCGGCUCUGGCGUAACGAGCACGGUGUUCACGCAUGAUGGCAGUACACUGCAGUACGGCGGCUCGUCUGCAUUCUCGGCAGACAGUGUGCCAAGUGGAAGUACACAGGCCAAAGUGUACUCUGGAAGCAGUCAUUCAGCUGCUAUUACGAUACAAUGGGGCAGCAAAUAAAUCAUAGACAUUGCAUGAAGAAUAGAUUUGCAUUCUAAGAGC